CCCCUGUAGUAUCAGAAUCUCCAAUUCCACUCAAUUUUCAAAAACCCCCCUCUCUCUCUCUCUCUUCAGUCACUAUGAAACAGCACGCAACCGUUGCUUCCACAGCUGACACGUGUAAAACCAUCGAAAUCGCCGUCGUCGAGCGGCAGCAUCACCGUUCUCAGCCGCUACCUCCUCCGCAAUCUAUCAAGCUUUCACCGGUCCCAACCGCCGACGAUAAUCCCUAUGAUUUUGAAGUUAAUUACAGUUGUGCCGAUGAGAACGAGGAAGACUUUUUCAUUCCUCCUCUUAACUUCGCUAUGGUUGAUAAUGGCAUUUUUCGGUCUGGUUUCCCUGAUGUAGAUAACUUCUCGUUUCUUCAAACGCUUGGACUUCGUUCUAUUAUAUACCUGUGUCCAGAGCCAUAUCCAGAAGCAAACAUGGAGUUUCUCAAGGAAAAUGAUAUUCGCUUGUUUCAGUUUGGAAUUAAAAAUAGCAAAGAACCUUUUGUAAAUAUUCCAGAAGAGAAAAUUCGUGAAGCUUUGGGGGUUCUAAUUGAUGUUCGAAAUCACCCGGUGUUAAUCCACUGCAAACGUGGGAAGCACCGAACUGGUUGCCUUGUUGGAUGCUUGAGAAAAUUGCAGAAGUGGUGCCUAACUUCUGUGUUUGACGAGUACCAGCGUUUUGCUGCUGCCAAAGCAAGAGUCUCAGAUCAGAGGUUUAUGGAGCUUUUUGAUGCAUCCAGCUUCAAACAACAGUCACUGCCAUUUUCGUGUUCAAAGAGCCCUUUCACGGGAAUCUUUUAAUUUAGAAUACGUACG
This is a messenger RNA of Solanum lycopersicum (tomato), 800 nucleotides long. RefSeq names its product probable tyrosine-protein phosphatase DSP4. The record is from RefSeq and is a predicted model, not a curated record. Gene Ontology annotation, molecular function: phosphatase activity. NCBI's taxonomy places the organism in Eukaryota, Viridiplantae, Streptophyta, Magnoliopsida, Solanales, Solanaceae. Gene Ontology annotation, biological process: protein dephosphorylation. Gene Ontology annotation, cellular component: cytoplasm.